ACGCUAGUAUCGCAACAACCGUUCAUGAUCAAGAUACAAGGCGGUACCUUUUGUGAGCAUAAUAGCGGACAUGAAGACGUAUCACUCCAAUGCCGAGUCUGUCCUGGGCUUACCAGCUAACUCGUACAUAUAUAACAUCACUUCCAGUGUCGUGCAGCAAGAUAUCCGCUCGCAAUCAUUUCCAAUUUUGAGCGGAUCAGAUUACUUAGUCGUCAUAAGUUCGGAUGACUCAAUAAGGAGUCUGGAUCCCGAGCGUUUGAAGACUGUGAAUGUUAUCAAGAAUGCCCACAAGAGCAUUACCUCGAUCAAACGAUAUGCCCACCCAGGUAGCCAAUGCAACAGCUUCAUGACAUGUGGUCGCGACGGAAUCGUGCGUGGGUGGGACAUGAGAUCAGGAAAUAAGGUAGUCGAGUUGUCUGUCCCCUCUAGUGAGCCUCUCUCAGCACUUGAUUGCAAUGCCGAAAUGCAAGCAGUCGUGGCCGGAACCGAACUGGAAGGAAAUGCGCCUGGAGAUGUUAGCAUAUUUGGCUGGGAUAUGCGCAUGCCUGGAAAUAUCAAAAUGAAAUACGAAGAAAGCCACAACGACACAGUCACAGAGCUCAGGUUUCUUCCCGCUGUUGGAGAAACAAACACGCUGCUCCUUUCCGCCGGCACAGACGGCAUGGUCAACAUUUUCAAUACUGCAUUUAUCGAGGAGGACGAAGCGUUAUUUCAGGUCAUCAAAUCCGCGUCUGCACUUCAGCAUGCUGGGAUGAUAGACGGGGACAUAUUCACUCUUGGGACCGACGAGACUCUUGCUUUCUAUGCCUUUCAAAAUCCUGACUUAGACACAAAGGACCCAGCACCAUGCUCCCUGGGUGAUGUCAGAGAGCAGUUCAGCUGCGAGUAUGUCGUAAAUAUGUACCAGGCAGGCUCGAAACCAUAUCUAGCCGUUGGCAACCACACGGAAAAAUGGCUCGACCUGAUCAGGUUCAAGAACAAAACUUCGGAUCCAACCGACACACGGAAAUGGAAGGCAAAAUCCUCUGAGGGGUCGAAGAUACGAUUGUCGGGUGGUCACGGAGAAGAGCUUGUCAGGGACGUGCUUAUCACUGACGGUGCCAAAGUCGUGUACACGUGUGGCGAAGACGGCGCGGUAAGGGUAUGGAAAGGCCAAGGAGAUGAUGAUGACGACGUUGAAAUGGGCGGCACCUCCAGAGUCGGGAAGAAAAGAAAAGGCGAUCGCCACGAGAAUCGCCACGAGAAGAACGAGAAGAGGAGCAAGUCUGGACCGAGUGGGUGAGGUGCAUUGAGAAAAAUGAUUGACUUCGAGAAUUCUAUUCCAAAAUCAAGUAUAAUUUAGCGUCGAAUGUAUAUUGGCUCUUUUAUUCGUUCUCC
This is a messenger RNA of Verruconis gallopava, 1377 nucleotides long. RefSeq lists its product as uncharacterized. The record is from RefSeq and is a predicted model, not a curated record. NCBI's taxonomy places the organism in Eukaryota, Fungi, Ascomycota, Dothideomycetes, Venturiales, Sympoventuriaceae. The coding region runs from base 71 to 1282 and encodes 403 amino acids. Gene Ontology annotation, molecular function: protein binding. The transcript has a single exon.